Molecule: messenger RNA, 1810 nt
Organism: Oryza sativa Japonica Group (Japanese rice)
Lineage: Eukaryota; Viridiplantae; Streptophyta; Magnoliopsida; Poales; Poaceae
Source: RefSeq, a predicted model, not a curated record
CCACCCAUUAGAAAGGACGGACCCACCGUGCAGAGCUCUCCUCCGCUCCCCGGCCCGGUCACGCCGCCACCGCCGUCGCCACCGCUCCCCGCCGGCCGUUGUCCGUCUCUCUCGCCGCAACCUCGACCACGACCUGGGGCUGGGGCAGGCUCCGCCUCGCCGCCGCCCGGCGACUGCCAGUCAGGCUCGCCUCGAGCCCUUUCCGAGCCCAACCCGUAGCUAUAGGCCCUAAAGUGGAGUUAGGUCCAACGCCACAUUGCCUCGCCGACGCAAGUAGCCCACCGCACCACUGUCUCGUCGACUCCGCUGCUCUACAACGACCACUCCCCGAACCCGGAUUGAGAGCGAGCGAGAGCGCGCGCGCGGGGAGAAGCCGAGGGUGAAGUCGUCGUCGUCGGCGGCGGCGGCGGCGGAGGAGGAGGAGGAGGAGACGACGAUGCAGUGGUACCUGGUGGCCGCGCUCCUCACCGUCCUCACCAGCUCGCAGGGUAUCUUGACUACCCUCUCGCAGAGCAAUGGCAAAUAUAAGUACGACUACGCAACCAUUCCAUUUCUCGCAGAACUCUUCAAGCUGUCUUUCUCAAGCUUCUUUCUUUGGAAGGAAUGCCAGUCUUCAUCUCCACCAAGGAUGACAAAAGAGUGGAGGAGUAUACGACUAUACCUUGUUCCUUCAGUCAUAUAUCUCAUCCACAACAAUGUGCAGUUUGCCACCUUGACCUAUGUUGAUCCAUCUACCUAUCAGAUAAUGGGAAACCUUAAAAUUGUCACAACUGGAAUUCUGUUUAGGCUUGUCCUAAAAAGGAAGUUGUCAAAUCUACAAUGGAUGGCAGUAGUUUUACUGGCUGUUGGAACUACUACAAGUCAGGUUAAAGGAUGUGGCGAUGCUCCAUGUGAUUCUCUUUUUUCAGCCCCAUUUCAGGGUUACAUGCUUGGGAUACUUUCUGCUUGCCUUUCUGCACUAGCUGGUGUCUACACUGAAUAUUUGAUGAAGAAGAAUAAUGAUAGUCUGUACUGGCAAAAUGUACAAUUAUAUACGUUUGGUGUUAUAUUCAACAUGGGAUGGCUUAUCUAUGGUGACUUCAAAGCUGGAUUUGAGAGGGGUCCAUGGUGGCAGCGUCUUUUUAAUGGCUAUUCUAUCACAACGUGGAUGGUUGUGUUCAAUUUAGGGUCUACUGGCCUUCUGGUCUCAUGGCUGAUGAAGUAUUCUGACAAUAUAGUCAAGGUGUACUCAACUUCAAUGGCCAUGCUUUUAACAAUGGUAUUGUCUGUAUAUCUUUUCAAUGUGAGAGCAACACUUCAGCUUUUCCUAGGCAUUGUCAUCUGCAUAAUUUCCCUGCAGAUGUAUUUUAUGCCUGUGAACAUGCUUGUUGAAUUGCCACAAGCAUUGCCAGUUACUUCAAAGUAGGUACAUGCCAGUGAUGCCACUGUUGUUUAACCUGUUGAUCAGUGUGUACGGUCUUCUGAUUUAAGCAGAAAGGUUAGUUGAUUAUUUAUAGCUCAGCUUUUGUGAGUAAUCCCAUGGAAAUCGGAGGCUGCAAUCUCCACAGCAUAUGUGUACAGUGUCAUGUUUCAGAUAACGUGAAAGAAGAGUGGAGCAAACAUGGGUUUACUGCUACACUUUGCCAAUUUUUUGGCAAAAAGGUGAAAGCAUGCCUUGGAAAAGGAAAUCCAGAAUCCCUAUACAUUCUUUAGUUAGUGCUUAAUGGUUUAUUCACCUUGUAUCUAAAUUUUCUGACAUUCAGUGGAUGCAAAACUGGUGAGUGAUCAUGAAAUAGUAAAUCUUUGCAGAAAAUUUAAGAUUCCCUCGUCA